GGCGGUGUACCAGCCUGGCACUGGAGGGAGGGUGAACUUAGGCACCCCGAGGGAGAGAAGGACAGUGCCCAGACCCAAGGUCACUGGCAACCAGCAGGCACGUGCCGCUUGCCCCAGGCCAGACGAGCAGCGCGCUGGGCGAUCUCGGCCCUGGGGCCUUGUGCUUGUCCGGAUCCAGUGCCCACUUACCCGUAGGGCAGGUCAGACCGCCCCGCCCCUGCCAGUCACGGCCUCCAUGACUCAGCCCCACUGGUGGCCAAGUAACUGGAAUCCUGUCCCCUGCCCAACUCCUGCCGGCCUCGGCCGGAAAGUCCCUCCCUGAGUCACACCUAAGGCUCACAUUGGGGAGCUAGAGACUCGGCCCCAGACCUGAGACUGCGCCGGACGUGCCCCCUGACGUCCUGGUACCAGGCUUGGGGACAGCCACCUCUCCCGGGUCCUUGCUCCUCUUAGCAUGGCUCCUAAACGCAAGGCCUCGGUGCAGAGUGAGGGUCCCCAGAAGAAGAAGGGGCAGCAGGGGACAAAGGAGGAGGACAGCUACCGCUCCGCCGCCGAGGCCCUGAAGGCCGCACCUGCAGAGGCGCGCAGAGUCCGCGUGGACCCUCUGUGCCCACUCAGCCACCAGCCGGAGACCCAGGUGCACGAGGACUAUGACUGUACCCUGAACCAGACCAACAUCGGGAGCAACAACAACAAAUUCUACAUCAUCCAGCUGCUGCAAGAGGGUGGCCGCUUCGCCUGCUGGAACCGCUGGGGCCGAGUAGGAGAGGUGGGUCAGUCGAAGCUCAGCCACUUCCCUUCCCUGGAGGCAGCCAGGAAAGACUUCGAGAAGAAGUUCCGGGACAAGACCAAGAACAGCUGGGCAGAGCGAGACCACUUCGUGGCCCAUCCCGGCAAGUACACCCUGAUCGAAGUGCAGAGAGAACACGAGGCCCAGGAGGCCGUGGUGAAGGUGGAUGGAGGCCCCGCAGCUGCAACGGUGGUCCAGCGCUUGCGGCCCUGCUCCCUGGAACCGGCCACACAGAAGCUCAUCUCCAACAUCUUCAGCAAGGACAUGUUCAAGGACGCGAUGGCCCACAUGAACUUAGACGUGAAGAAGAUGCCCCUGGGGAAGCUGAGUAAGCAGCAGAUCGCUCGGGGCUUUGAGGCCCUGGAGGCCUUGGAGGAGGCCCUGAAGGGCCCGGCGCCGGGCGGCCCCAGCUUGGAGGAGUUGUCCUCCCACUUCUACACUGUCAUCCCUCACAACUUCGGCCGUGCCCGGCCGCCGCCCAUCAACUCUCCUGAGCUGCUGCAGGCCAAGAAGGACAUGCUGCUGGUGCUGGCAGACAUCGAGCUGGCCCAGACCCUGCAGGCCAUGCCCGAGGAGGAGCGAGAGGUGAAGGAGGUGCCACACCCGCUGGACCGAGACUACGAGCUGCUCAAGUGCCACCUGCAGCUACUGGACGGCGGGGCCCCGGAGUACAAGGUGAUCCAGACCUACUUAGACCAGACCAGCUGCAGGUACCAGCCCCCGGUUCUCCAGCACGUGUGGAAAGUGAACCGAGAAGGCGAAAGAGAGAGAGAGAGAGAGAGAGAGGUGGGAACACGGCCCCUUAAGCCAGGGGGUGUCGUGAAGGCUGAGGCUGAGGCAGCGCUUUCUGGGACGGCAAAGCUGGGUAUCAGAGACCCAGGAGAAUCCGCAGGGUCCCUCGGGAGGCCCCGUGCCCACCUCUGGGCCGUUCUCUGUCCCCCAGUGACUGGCAUGUCCUGUGGGACCCACCGCAUUGGCUACAUGUUCCUGGGUGAGGUGGCACUGGGCCAAGAGUACCACAUCACCAGCGACGACCCCAGCCUGAAACAGCCACCCUCAGGGUUCCACAGCGUCAUUGCCCGGGGCUACACGGAGCCUGAUCCAAGCCAGGACACAGAGCUGGAGCUGGAUGGGCAGCGCGUGACGGUGCCGCAGGGCCGGCCAGUGCCCUGCCCCAAGUUCAGCAACUCCAGAUUCUCCCAGAGCGAGUACCUGGUCUACCAGGAGAGCCAGUGCCGCCUGCGCUACCUGCUGGAGAUUCGCCUCUGAGCCACGGGCAAACACACCCCCCCCACUCCCCCAC
This is a messenger RNA of Echinops telfairi (small Madagascar hedgehog), 2093 nucleotides long. RefSeq names its product poly(ADP-ribose) polymerase family member 3 (gene PARP3). The coding region runs from base 455 to 2059 and encodes 534 amino acids. The record is from RefSeq and is a predicted model, not a curated record. Gene Ontology annotation, molecular function: NAD+ poly-ADP-ribosyltransferase activity. Gene Ontology annotation, cellular component: site of double-strand break. NCBI's taxonomy places the organism in Eukaryota, Metazoa, Chordata, Mammalia, Afrosoricida, Tenrecidae. The transcript is spliced from 10 exons.